AUGUCAGCACUAAACGUGUCGAAGAGAACCAAGAUUGGAGACUUGCUCCACUACAAAAUCAAAGUGAUCACCUUGGAUGGAAGAGAGCUUGUUGGAGAGUUGUUGGCGUUUGACAAACACAUGAACCUAGUGCUCAGCGACGUGGAGGAGUUUCGGAUCACCAAGAAGUCGAGGUUUGCCAUCAAGGACGCAAAGAGAAAAGGGCAGGCAAGCACACAGCACUUGGUAAAGGAGGAUAAGAGGGCGCUAGGCUUGAUCAUCUUGAGAGGCGAGCACAUUGUGGGCUUCAAUGUUGUGGCUGCUCCCUUG
This is a messenger RNA of Ascoidea rubescens DSM 1968, 309 nucleotides long. It is a transcript of the gene SMB1, whose product is annotated as mRNA splicing protein SMB1. The record is from RefSeq and is a predicted model, not a curated record. Lineage: Eukaryota; Fungi; Ascomycota; Saccharomycetes; Ascoideales; Ascoideaceae. Gene Ontology annotation, cellular component: U4 snRNP; cytoplasm; U2-type prespliceosome. Gene Ontology annotation, biological process: mRNA splicing, via spliceosome. The annotation marks the transcript as partial. The transcript has a single exon. Gene Ontology annotation, molecular function: RNA binding.